Humulus lupulus (European hop) is the source of this 732-nucleotide messenger RNA. RefSeq names its product histone H3.2. Gene Ontology annotation, molecular function: DNA binding; structural constituent of chromatin; protein heterodimerization activity. Bases 106 to 516 code for a protein of 136 amino acids. NCBI's taxonomy places the organism in Eukaryota, Viridiplantae, Streptophyta, Magnoliopsida, Rosales, Cannabaceae. The record is from RefSeq and is a predicted model, not a curated record. Gene Ontology annotation, cellular component: nucleosome. The transcript has a single exon.
AACCUUACCCAACACACCACAACAUUCUGAAAGUUCAAAUCUUUUUCAUUUUCUCACCAUCCAAACACCCAAAAACCUCUCAAGCCAUCUCCUUUUCUCUUCGCAAUGGCACGUACCAAGCAGACCGCAAGGAAAUCCACCGGAGGAAAGGCCCCAAGGAAGCAACUGGCCACCAAGGCGGCCAGGAAGUCUGCCCCAGCCACCGGAGGAGUGAAGAAGCCUCACCGUUUCAGGCCCGGAACCGUGGCUUUGAGGGAGAUCAGGAAGUACCAGAAGAGCACUGAGCUUUUGAUCCGAAAGCUUCCAUUCCAGAGGCUGGUGAGAGAGAUCGCUCAGGACUUCAAGACCGAUCUUCGUUUCCAGAGCAGCGCCGUGUCUGCACUUCAGGAAGCUGCCGAGGCUUACUUGGUGGGUCUGUUUGAGGACACCAACCUCUGCGCCAUCCACGCCAAGAGGGUCACCAUUAUGCCUAAGGAUAUCCAACUCGCUCGCAGAAUCAGAGGCGAGAGAGCUUAGAGACUUGUUUGUAAUGGCACUGAGUGGAGUGAAUUUGGAGUCAAUAUGAUGUUGUGUUCAGGAUAGUAUGGUAUGGUAGAUCUAGAAGAUUGGAACGAAGCUUUGUCUUUUGUUAAUUGUUUUAGCUUAAAUUUGUUGGUGUUUGGGAUUGUAAAAUUUAUCAGAAAAAUCUAAUGGCUUAUUAGAUUUAUAAAUCAAUUAUUAGUUACUUAUUAA